AUGGAACACGAGAAGAUUGUAGCGGCAUUGUUGUGUGUCUUAGCGGCCUUCAAUGUCCCCUGUCCGGCGGCCACAUAUCGAUGCACGGCUGCACAUCCUUGCGAGUGUUUGAUGAGUACCCUUUUCUGCGCCUUCAGGAAUUUGACGUCUGUCCCAGUCUUUGAUCCGGACGCAGAGCCUACACCCGGUGUCAGCCUACAAGCCAAUCAUAUUCGACGUCUGGAAGCCUUUGCCUUCGCCAAUCUCUCAGUAGACACCACAGUCAACAUUAUUCUGCGUGCAAACCCUAUUGACUUUGUGGAUGACUUGGCAUUUGACGGUUUACAAAACUACACAGUAGAUUUGGAUCUCACCGACACACGCCUCACAGCGUCUCCCAAGGCGCUCGUUGCUCUGAAAAAUCUAAGACGUUUGACAACAGACUUACCUUUGUUACCGGCUGUUUCGGAGAAACUCGAUUCAUUGAAAAUCUUGUACAUCACCUCAGGCUCGUUUAACGACACUCUGGAUGGAAUGUGUAGUUUGCCAAAUUUGACCAAACUGGUCAUGUAUGACAAUGUCUUCGAUGCUGGCGUUUCACCGCUACCAAAAUGCGCCCGGCCCAUGAGAAGCGUAGAACAAGUGACGUUGAUCUUUAUGAACCUGACGGUGUUUCCGACUGAAUUUUCGGAAUCGUUCCCUUCACUAAAACAUCUUGAUACUGCAAAAUCCUUCCUGUUUUUGACGCUACUCCAGGUUUUACAGUCUGUGCAGACAAUACACGCAUGCCCAGUGGCCCCACCAUGCUCAUGUUCAUGGCGACAUAUCGACUGUUCUGGAAAAGGACUUUCUGCUGUUCCACAGAUUUUGUCAGAGCCUUCUGAGCAUUACACCUCAAUGGAUUUAAGAUGGAAUGAAAUACAUCGACUGGAAAACCAUACCUUCGUGAAUCUUACUGUGCUACCAAGCGAUGUUUUGCACUUAUAUCUCAGUCACAACCCUCUGGAAUUUGUGGAUGACAUGGCUUUUGACGGUCUGCAAAACUACACAGUACAUUUAGAUAUGACAUCUACAAAUCUAUCGAAACUUUCACCAGCUUUAAAAGAAUUACAUAAACUCACACGACUGGAAAUCACUGACAUUCCUUUGGAUUCUAAAAUCAUGGAAAACAUUGGCAGAUCUCUUCUUAGUUUGAAUAUCAGUACAUUGUCGGAGUGGCCUUCUGGACUGCAUUACUUGCAGAAUCUUUCUACUCUGGAAGUUUUGAAACUGCAUGUGAAUCAAAUUCCACUGAACGGAUUUGCGGGAUUAGGUCAGUCUUUAACACGCUUUCAUCUGGCAUCAUCGUCCCUACAGCACUCUCCAGAUGCAAUGUGCAAUCUCCUGAAACUCGAACAUUUAACGAUGUUAAGGGUGAGUUUCCCACCCGGAGUUAGCUCCCUCCCCUCAUGCUCUCGACCGAUGACUAGUGUGUAUCAUCUCUGGAUGCCGUUCAUGAACCUUGUCACGUUUCCAAACAUCUCUGAGGUGUUCCCGUCUCUGACGAGCCUGGGAUUAAUCAGUUCUAAUCUGGACUAUUUACCUGAUAAUAUCAAUCUACACAAUUUAACGCAUCUCGACCUUAGCAACAACAACUUCAACCGUAUUCCUUCUGUGCUCCAAAACUUCCCGCGUCUGCAAGUACUCUACAUGAACAAUAACAAAAUAGCCUUCCUGUCGGCGGAGUCUUUUCAGAAUUUGCCGCUUUUAUCGGAUAUAAACUUAGUGAACAACCCGAUAUCAAUUGUAGCUGACGACACUUUCAGAAAUAAUCCUGCCAUAUAUGUUCUCAAUCUUAUCGGCGCUAGCCUCAAGACCGUGCCAAAAGCAAUAUUAGGUCUUAAACAGGUUCAUCUUCUCAUGUUCAAUGGGAACCCUAUCAAGUGCUCAUGUGAUCUAGCCUGGCUUCGACAUUACGAACCUAUAAAUUCAUGGCAGGCAAAUCUCUUUGGUAACUGCACUCCUAUGAACAUGGAGAUUUCCACAUACGUUAUAUCUCGACUUUCCCACUGUGAAGUUGAACCUAUUGGUUGA
Messenger RNA from Liolophura sinensis, 2052 nucleotides. RefSeq names its product leucine-rich repeat-containing G-protein coupled receptor 4-like. Gene Ontology annotation, cellular component: extracellular matrix. The coding region runs from base 1 to 2052 and encodes 683 amino acids. Gene Ontology annotation, molecular function: protein binding. NCBI's taxonomy places the organism in Eukaryota, Metazoa, Mollusca, Polyplacophora, Chitonida, Chitonidae. The record is from RefSeq and is a predicted model, not a curated record. The transcript is spliced from 3 exons.